CCGUCGUAGGACGUGGCACCACGUAGUGUUAAGCGAAAAGUAAACUUGUGGCUACAGUCCCUACGGCGGGCUACACUACCACCACAAGUGCAGUAGCCAGUAACACAAUAAAACCGGUGGCAGAACCCUGGCUUGAUCUGUCGCCAUGGUGAUGCGGGGAAUGAUUGCGCUUCUGCUCGCACUGACUGCAACAGUGGAAGCUCAGAAGCAACCUCCACAUAUUAUAUUCAUCCUUGCUGAUGAUUUAGGUUGGAACGAUGUUAGCUUUCAUGGGUCGGGUCAGAUCCCGACGCCCAACAUUGAUGCGCUUGCCUACGACGGAAUUAUACUCAAUAACUACUACGUGUCACCCAUCUGUACUCCGACACGCAGCGCUAUCUUGACCGGUCGUCACCCGAUACACACAGGUCAGCAGGUUGACACCAUUCUGGGCUCGCGUCCGUACGGUGUCCCUCUCAACGAAACACUCAUGCCGCAGUAUCUAAAGAAAUGUGGCUAUGCUACUCACAUUGUGGGCAAGUGGCACAUGGGAUUUUUUGCGAAGGAAUACACACCCCUGUACCGGGGCUUCGACACCCACUAUGGCUAUUACUGUGGUCACACAGACUAUUAUGAUCACCGAACAAUAGAGGGGAACGGUUACUGGGGUUACGACAUGCGGCGAAACAUGUCGGUGGAUCGCAGCGCAUCCAACAAGUACACGACGGACUUGUUUACUGAGGAGGCUGUCACUGUCAUCAACAGCCAUGACAAGAGCAAGCCGCUGUUUCUGUAUCUGGCACACUUGGCCACACACAGUGCAAACUCUUACAGCCCAUUACAGGCCCCGCAGAAGUACCUACAGAAAGUGCAGCAUAUUAAGCACAAGCAGAGACGACUUUUUGGUGGCAUGGCGGUGGGCUUGGAUGAGUCCGUGGGACAGGUCGUACAAGCGCUGAAGGCAAACAAUAUGCUCGAUAGCUCCAUCAUUGUGUUCUCCACAGACAACGGAGGCCCGGCGUCCGGCUUCGACAUGAACUAUGCUAACAAUGCGCCCCUGCGUGGGGUCAAGGACACGCUGUGGGAGGGAGGGGUGCGCGGCGUUGGCUUCAUCUGGUCGCGACUCCUGCGCAAGACACGCCGCGUCUCCCAGCAGAUGAUGCACAUCACGGACUGGCUGCCGACGCUCUACCAUGCCGCGGGAGGAGACACCGGGGAGCUUGUCGCUCCUGACGGCAUCAGCAUGUGGCCGGCGCUAUCUGGUGGCGGCGCCUCGCCGCGCAACGAGAUCCUGCACAACAUUGACGACGUCCGGCACAUAGCGGCGUUGCGUCGCGGCGACUGGAAGAUCCGCAUCGGGCACACGUACGCGGGACACUGGGACGGCUGGUACGAGCUGCCCGAGGCGACCGUGAGAGCGCCGGACAGUGCGUUCGUCACACCCCUCACACGUAUCCUCGGCGACCCGCCACGUCCUCACGACUGGGAGUCGGUCGUCAUCAGCUGCGGCAAGAAGCCUGACAACGCGAGCGUCAACUGUCGGCCGACGGUGGCGCCCUGCCUCUUCAACAUCCGCGACGAUCCGUGCGAGUACAACAACAUGGCCGCCGCGCGACCCGACGUCGUCAGCGCCCUCUUGGGGCGGCUGGCCAUGUACAACGCUACUCAGGUAAAGCCAGCGAACAAGCCGAUUGACCCAAAGUCAAACCCAAAGUUUUACGACUACGUGUGGACGUGGUGGAAGACGUUGGAUGCUAGCGGGCGUGAGCAUUAUGUUCUCAAUGACCUCUAGGUCAACGUAUUAGCCAGCGAGCCGUGCAGCCGUGAUUUGCACGGUCAGUUUUGAAACUGCACGGAGAAAAAUGUG
This is a messenger RNA of Priapulus caudatus, 1846 nucleotides long. Its product is annotated as arylsulfatase B-like. Lineage: Eukaryota; Metazoa; Priapulida; Priapulimorpha; Priapulimorphida; Priapulidae. The coding region runs from base 146 to 1771 and encodes 541 amino acids. The record is from RefSeq and is a predicted model, not a curated record. The transcript has 12 exons.